Messenger RNA from Haplochromis burtoni (Burton's mouthbrooder), 1526 nucleotides. It is a transcript of the gene olfm4.2, whose product is annotated as olfactomedin 4, tandem duplicate 2. The transcript has 5 exons. Lineage: Eukaryota; Metazoa; Chordata; Actinopteri; Cichliformes; Cichlidae. Bases 18 to 1409 code for a protein of 463 amino acids. The record is from RefSeq and is a predicted model, not a curated record. Gene Ontology annotation, biological process: signal transduction.
GAGAAAACCUUUGAGAGAUGAACAGAGACACAAUGUUGCCAGCUCUUCUGCUGCUGCUCCUGCCAGCCCUCAGCCCUGUUUUGGCCUGGAUUCCAGUGGAGGACUGGGAGUCUGGAAAUGUAACGGCAUCAGUGAGUGAGUCAGGUCAGUGUGUUUGCCAUGUUUUUCUGCCUGACACAACCUUCCCUGCUGACCGGGUUGAGCACAUGCAAGAAGUCACUAAAGAUCUGAUGUUGGAAGUGGAAAUCCAAAUGAACAAGAUAGUGGGCUUUGAGGCUAAGCUGGCGGUCUACCUGCAGGACCUAACUGAGCUGACAAUUAGAGUGAACAUACUGGAAAGCAGUCCUGACAAAUACAUCAAACUGGACUUUGAGCUGCUCAGGAUUGAGCUGAGAGAAUUUGAGGCUCUGGUAUCUCAGCUCAAAAACUCUCUCAACUCCUCCUCACCCAUAUUUGACAGCCUGUACACUGAGAUCCACAACAUGACCCUCAUUGUGAACCAACUGGAGAGUUAUGAUGAGAGCAACCUGGCGGUGUUCCGCAUUGAGCUGGCUAAGCUGCAGAAGAAGCUGGAGGACUGCCAGAAGGAGCAGGAGCUCAUCAAUCCAGAUAUUGGUAACUGCAAUCACACGGGAAUCUUGGCCCUCGGCAAGCCAAUGGUGCUUCAGCUGAAUGCUCAUCUGACCCCAGGUUCCAUUUAUGGGGGCUGGGGAAAAGACUCCAAACCUCUUCGAGGUUCUGAGUCCAUGUACUUCUUUGGUGCAUACAGCUCCCCUUCAAUCAGUGACUUUUACUUGUACUCUAACUAUGAUAAGCUGAUUCUGAGGUCUGCAUUCAAACACCAUCGCACACCAAACGGGUGGGCAGGGCUUGGGAGCAAUUUUAUUGUUCACGGUAACAGCCUAUACUAUCAGCGCAACUCACCUCUCAGUAUGGCCAAACUGAACCUGACCAGUUCCACAUAUGACUACAGAGUGAUCUCAGCCGCUAGUUCAAAGUUCUCUUACAGUUACUCAGCCAGUCAGUUCUUAGACUUUGCAGCUGAUGAAAAUGGAAUGUGGGUAAUGUAUGCUUCAGAGGCAAGCAAAGGGAAAAUUGUCAUUGCUAAGAUAGAAGAAAAAUCUUUUGGUGUUGAAGAUCAGUGGAAUACUGGUGUGUUUAAGGAGAUGGUGGGUAAUUCUUUCAUGGCCUGUGGAGUUAUGUAUGCCACCAGGUCAGUGGAUGUUGCCACAGAGGAGAUCUACUACGCAUUUGACACGAAGACCAAGGAGGAGAAACACCUCAGCAUUCAGUUCCAGAAGUUCCAGGACAAAUACACCAACCUGGACUACAACCCCACCGACCAGAAACUCUACAUGUACAACAAUGGCUAUUAUGUGUCCUAUAAUGUGAAAUUUGACAAAGAAUAAUUUUAUCUCUCGGUCAUCUGCCGUAUUGUGAUCGAUACGAGUCUUCUGUAAUCUCUUACGCCCUGUGUUUUCUGUGAUGCAUUGGCUUUUGGCCAUCUUUUCCUGAAUAAAAUCAAA